This is a messenger RNA of Echinops telfairi (small Madagascar hedgehog), 2089 nucleotides long. It is a transcript of the gene RAI2, whose product is annotated as retinoic acid induced 2. NCBI's taxonomy places the organism in Eukaryota, Metazoa, Chordata, Mammalia, Afrosoricida, Tenrecidae. Gene Ontology annotation, biological process: animal organ development. Gene Ontology annotation, cellular component: nucleus. The coding region runs from base 126 to 1715 and encodes 529 amino acids. The transcript is spliced from 2 exons. The record is from RefSeq and is a predicted model, not a curated record.
CUGGCGGCCCCGGCGAGUUGGGUGGAAAGUUGGCUUUUGCCAGAUCCCGCCGGGGCCCGUCUUUGUGCCGCGCGGUCAGCCCCGCAGUCCCCCAGAACCGGGCCAAGUGAGCUCAGCACCAAGUGAUGGACAACCUGCAGGCCCAGAACCUCGCCAUGGACUUGACCGACUCCCCUCCCGCCUUGGCCAAUAACAGACUGGAGAAUGGGAUGGCCCAGCUGAUCACCACCGAGGCCUGGAACAUCAACUCCACUGACCUGGUAAAGAAGGCCCUGGUGACCGUGCCGGCCCCGUCCAUGCUGAACCCCCCUGCCGAGUCACAGAGCGGCAUGGCUCUGAAGGUGGCAGCCACCGUGCUACAGCCGCUGUGCCUCGGGGAGAGUCCAGUGGUGAUGCCCAUUCACAUGCAGGUAGAAGGAAGCUCUGCACCCGAGCUCAACCCCAAUGCCAAUGCCACCUACGUCAUGACCGCGCAAGGCCCCGUUCAGCUGCCCGUGGUCCUGGAGCAGCACGUCUUUCAGCACCUCAACUCCCCUCUGGUCCUGCCCCAGGAGGGCCCCUGCUCCUCCAGUGCCAUCCACAACAACCUCUUCCCGGGAGCCGAAGACCCCGAGGUGCAGCCUCAGCUCCUGGACCUGAGGCUCCCCAGCCAGCCCCAAGAGCCCACACUGCCCUUUGAAGCUGUGCUCCAGAAUUUGUUUCCCGCCCAGGGUGCUCUCGGUCCCCCACCCUGCCAGCCUCCUUCGGGCUAUCCUUCUGUGUCCCCCCAGACCUUUAACUCCCCCUUGUCACCGCUAGUCCCACCGGCCACCCUCUUGGUGCCCUACCCUGUGAUCGUGCCCCUGCCAGUGCCGGUCCCCGUCCCCAUUCCCAUCCCAGUGCCUCAGAGUUCCGAAGCCAAGUUCAGCCCCAGUUUCCCCAAGCCACCAUCCUCCUUCAGCCUGCACCCCUUUAAAGGCCCCCAGACCCCUCUGGAAAAGGACGAACUGAAACCCUUCGACUUCCUCCACCCCAGAGAGUAUUUCCAGCUCAGCCGCCAUACGGUCAUCAAGAUGGGGGGUGAGAAUGAGGCCCUGGAUCUCUCUAUGAAGUCGGUGCCCUGGCUCAAGGGUAGCCAAGGCUGUCCCCCAACCUGCCAGGAAGAUACAGUGUUAGACCUAUCGCUGGCAACCCAUCGGAAAGUUGAGCCUCCCCCAGAGCCCCUAUAUGACAGCCGCGUGUUAGCAAGCAGCCCAGGCCGCCCCUCAAUGGAGAAACGUCCCAGUGGCACGGAAAUGCCCUUUCCCAUUGCCACAUCCCACGCAGCUCCCACCAUAAUGGAGAACUGCAUCAGCAAUCACGAUGUCCCUGAGAUGCGGAGCAAACCUAAGCACACCAGCGGUGAGGUCAAGGCCGAAGAUAGCAUGGAGAUUGUGAGUGAGUCCCAGGCAGCCAAGGUCAUUGUCUCAGUCGAAGACGCUGUGCCCACCAUCUUCUGUGGCAAGAUCAAAGGCCUCUCGGGGGUGUCCACCAAAAACUUCUCUUUCAAAAGGGAAGACUCCAUGUUGCAGGGCUACGAUAUCAAUAGCCAAGGCGAAGAGGCCAUGGAAAACACAGAGCCCCAUAGGAAAUCGGUAAAGAACCGGAACAUAAAGUUAAAGAAAGUGAACUCCCAGGAAAUCCACAUGCUCCCGAUCAAAAAACAACGGCUGGCCACCUUUUUCCCCAGAAAGUGAAGAAUGGCUUUUUAAAAUUUUUAGGAUUAUAAUAUGGGGGAAGGUGCAUUGGUUUUAUAAAAAGGCAUUUAAAACAAAUUAUCUUUGUUAAUUAUUUCGGGGAGUAGUGGGGCAGAGGGGGCGACAAAGCGGCUCUAGAAGCCUGUAAGCUAGGAUCAUUUUCUUUUUUUAAUUGUUGACUUUUCACAAAUGAAUAAAUAAGAGCAACCUAUUUUUCAAGCAGAUUGCACAUUUUUUGCAGCUUUAAUGGAAUAUUGGGUGAAUCAGAGGGGGUUAAAAAAAAAGCUAUUUUCAUUGCCACAAAGUGCUUUGAUGAUGUAAUACCUAAUAAAGGGUAGGAUGAAUAUUUCACAAUAAAUGUUUGUUUGCACUAA